Messenger RNA from Paramuricea clavata, 448 nucleotides. Lineage: Eukaryota; Metazoa; Cnidaria; Anthozoa; Malacalcyonacea; Plexauridae. The record is from the annotation of a GenBank genome assembly.
AUGGAGGGUAUUUUAAACAAACUUAAUCUUGGAAGUUGUAUUCCCAACUUUGCCGAAGAGAAGAUCACUCCAGACAUUGUGUGCAAACUAUCUGCAUAUGAUUUGGAGUUGCUUGGUCUUAGCAGUCGCGCUAAUAUGAUGAGACUAAGAGUCGAGUGCGUAAAGUUUGGUGGGGGACAGUUGCCGAAAAUAAAUAGUAGUUGUGGAGCGCCAAAGUUUCAUAUCCCAAGGAGUGUGCUGAAAAAUCUCCUAGACGAAGGAUUUUCCAUAAAUGAAAUAUCGACUCUUUUAAGCGUUUCCGAGAGCACAGUUUAUAGAAGGAUGAGAAUGUUCGGGCUCAGCAAGUUGACAUUCAGCGACAUUUCAGAUGAUCUUGAUCGUGUAGUCAACAAUAUUUGUCAUGAUUUCCCUCAGUGUGGAGAGAAUAUGUUAAACCAAAUUCUCAGUG